Molecule: messenger RNA, 1730 nt
Organism: Branchiostoma floridae (Florida lancelet)
Lineage: Eukaryota; Metazoa; Chordata; Leptocardii; Amphioxiformes; Branchiostomatidae
Product: kelch repeat and BTB domain-containing protein 2-like
Exons: 5
Coding region: 197-1336 (379 amino acids)
Molecular function (GO): protein binding
Source: RefSeq, a predicted model, not a curated record
CUACCUUCAAGAACCCCACGUCAGCGCAGUUCGUCCUCAUUCCUACCAAGACUAGAGCUGUCUGCGCGGGUUUCUUGGAACUGUGGGUGACCUACAGAAGGCUGGAGUACUGCAGGAUGUCGUCCUUGAAGUCGAGGGCCGGCGGUUUCCCUGCCAUCGGCUUGUUCUGUCCGCGGCCAGCCCCUACUUCAGGGCCAUGUUUACAAGUGACAUGGCGGAAAGUCGGCAGAAUACGGUUGUUUUACAGGGUGUGGAUGCAGGUAUGUUUGGGGAGAUCCUAAGCUAUAUUUACUCGGGAACUCUCCAUGUGUCCCUGGACAAAGUGCAGCCCCUGUACCAGGCAACCGACCUCCUCCAACUGGACUAUCAUGUGAGAGACACCUGCAGCAGCUACAUGGCCAUGAACGUGGAUCGCCCCACCUGUGUGGACCUGUACAAGUCCUCUAAUGUCUUCACUGUGGACAUUGUCCGAAAAGCUUGUCUGAAGUUUAUCAAUAGAAACUUUGUUGAGGUUGCCUCUAGCGAGGAGUUUUGCAGCCUGAGUAUGAAUCAGCUGACUGAGAUCAUCAGCCACGAUGGGCUGGAUGUUAAAGAGACAACAGUGUGGGAGGCUGUGGUGAGAUGGGUACAGCACAGCAGGGAGGACAGACUGCACCACCUACCCAGCAUCCUCUCUGACAUCCGCUUCAACCUGCUGACCUCAGACGACACGGCAGCCAUCUUGGAACACCCCCUGGUUACUGAGGAUCCUGGGAGUUCUGAGGUCCUCCAAAAUGUGGUACAGAAAGGGAACCUCAACCUGCAGCCGAGGCUUGGGAUGACCAUGGAAAUGGCGAUGCUGUACAAUGCAGCCCUGGGUUCAAGUGAGCUCCUCUUCAUGAACCCACAGAAAGGGAAGUACAUCAGCUGCAGUUACAAGCCUGGAGGCAUUCCUAAUUCCUCCAUCAUGACAGUCACCAGUGAUAACGACAUCUAUAUCCUGAACACGAAAGGAUCAGAGGAUAAAGAUAAGUUAUCUCUGUUUAAGUACAACCAUGCCAAAAACUUGUGGGAACAAGCAGAUGUGUCCUUGAUAUCUGAGGGACCAGAAGACGACUUCGCGUAUGAAAAACACCUUUUUAAAGUUGGUGGAACUUUGUAUUACCUUGCUGUUUAUAUCGAGCAGUCUUUGCAGCAGAUUCGAAAGUACAACCCACACACAAACCAGUGGCAGGAGUGUUCACAGCUGCAACUUGACAUAACUUUCCGUUCCGCAGCAGCAUUAUCCUGUGGACACAGAGUCAGACCGCUGGCAGAAAGUGCAAAGCUGGGAGAGCCCAGAAAACCUAUAUGUUGACCGUUUUCCUAUUCUUUUCGUACUGGAGAACCAGCUACACAUAUUGUUAUUAUGUGCUAGCGACCUCCACGAAGCCAAAGUGUAUCUGGUUAUUCUGGUAUAUGUGUAUGACAGGUCUGUUGAUGUCUGGAAUGAGUUAGAGGCAAACAUGCCUGAUAAGGAAUAUUAUUCGUUUGGUUCUUAUUCCACUGUGGCACGUAUAUACCUACCAUAUCUUAAGAGUACAUGAAAACACGUCACUUCUUAACGCUAUUCAGUAUUAAUGUGCAGGAUAAGAACAUAUGGCGAAUAGGUUAAAACUGAUUAGCAACAUUUUGUUUAGAUCUUGGCUUUUAUUGAAUGUUCAAAAGUGUGAUAGAUGUACUAGACUUUAUACUUCAGUAAAAGAAAGGGG